Molecule: messenger RNA, 1508 nt
Organism: Drosophila ficusphila
Lineage: Eukaryota; Metazoa; Arthropoda; Insecta; Diptera; Drosophilidae
Gene: Tsp68C
Product: CD82 antigen
Exons: 2
Coding region: 206-1303 (365 amino acids)
Cellular component (GO): membrane
Source: RefSeq, a predicted model, not a curated record
AGCGCCGCAUCGAAUAAAGACGAGCUUAAAUUGUUGGUUUUGUUUUAGGUUUCGCUUGGGAUUAUAUAUGCACAUGAGCAUGCAGCACAUCGGGAUAUAUAUAUCUUCCACUACUGAUCGCUGCUCAUGUCGCAAUUAUUGCAUUUCGUCAUAACAAACUAGGUUCUAAUUUAUUACAAAAGACCACACCCGCAUCGAUAUAAACAUGGGUCGCUGUUUUAAUUACAAAUUCGUGCUCAAUUUAUGCAACUUCUUGUUUUUGAUCUGCGGCUUGCUGCUGAUCGUUUCUGGCUUGUACAUAUUUUCCGACCAUAAGCGUAUUCUGCUCUCCAGACUCUUGGCUUCAUCCAGUGAUCGAUUGAGUUCACUUCCGCAGCCUUUGCUUUUUUAUAUCGCACUGGGCGUGGCAAUCGCGGGAUUUGUGGCCAUUCUAGCUGCUGUUGUGGGUUUUUGGGCCAGCUGCCUUCACACCUACUGCUUUUUGACCAUUUACUUCCUGAGUGUUGUGGUGCUCCUUCUUACCGAAUCGGUUUUAUGCCUUGCCAUAACCCUUUGGCCACAUUGCCUGGGAAUCAGCUUGGAUGAGGGUCAAAUGGUGAGAUCUUUGCAAAGCAAUUAUGGAGUUCCGGGACAGGAACAGUUCACCAAUGCCAUGGAUUUGGCACAGGCUCGUUUUGGCUGCUGUGGAAUGAGGAGUUCACUGGACUACGAUACUUCAUUGUGGCGUUUGCAGGGAUUUGGACAGAGGAAUUUCCCGGUGCCUCUCAGUUGCUGCAUACUAGAUAAUUCGAAAGAUACCUUGGCUUAUCUUGAUCCAAAACCAGCUAAUGAAUCCUUGUGCCAGUCAAUCGAUCGAAUGUCCUAUGAAAGGGAACGCAACACGGAGUCCUGUCUUCCACAUUUGGACAAUUGGUACCGGGAGCAAUAUGGCAUCUUUCUUGGCGGCAGUCUGAUUUUGGCCAUUGUUGAGUUCUGUGUUCUACUGGCAAUUAUCAUGAGCUGUACCGGAUUGGCUUCACAACGGGCUAGGCUAAAGAAACCAACUCCAGAAGUGAGAGUUCAAAAGGUGAAGAAGCGACAAACUCUGAUUGAAAACAUAUACGAACCCGAGGUUGAACUUAGGGAAAAUUCAAACCACAUAUUGGAUGGAAUAUAUAUGGGAGCAGCUAGCCGGCAUGUCAGCAGUGAGGAUUUUAAGGACAUAUAUAUCAAGCCGAGAGACUUAUACAAACAGCAUCAUAUUGUGACAGGAAAGCCAAUCAAUGUCGACCGUCCAACACAAAUGAGAAAUUUUUUGGUUUAGGUUUACUUUGACCCCAAAAAUUGGAAAUAAUGUGUAGGAAUUGUUUCCAAUUUUGAAAGGGUUUAGUGUUAAUUUAUAUUCUAUUAUAUUUAUCAUGUAUUCAUUUGCACAAGUGAUAUAUUACAUUUUUAAAAGUGAUUCAACAAAAAUACAUAAGUGCUCAUUUUUACAUUCGCGAUUAAGGCUCGCCAAGAAUCAAAAAGUA